This is a messenger RNA of Lactuca sativa (garden lettuce), 1870 nucleotides long. Its product is annotated as mitogen-activated protein kinase 14. Lineage: Eukaryota; Viridiplantae; Streptophyta; Magnoliopsida; Asterales; Asteraceae. The record is from RefSeq and is a predicted model, not a curated record. Gene Ontology annotation, molecular function: protein tyrosine kinase activity; ATP binding. Gene Ontology annotation, biological process: protein phosphorylation.
CAGAGAUUGAAGGUGUACAAAACUGAUUUCUAGUGGACUGAAGAAAGCGCGGUUCUAAACGAUCCGGGUUCGACCCGAUACUCGCCUUACAAGACAAUCCCAAUAUGUCCACGUCCGACUCCAACCAAGAAAACUCUGAAAAUGAUGAUUCAAAGUCAUCAAGUAAUGGUAAAGGCAACGUUACUGGAAACAUAAAUCAAAGGAUUCUAUUUGGUGGUGAAGGUUCCGAAAGGGCAUUCUUGGGUCAGGUCGAUGACAACACUCCCAUCCCUUCAGUCGUCCCUGAUUGUGGAACUGUUGUUUCUGUUCAGAAGCACAGAGAAGAAAUCUUGAAAGAGCAUGCUGAAUGGCGGGAGUCUUCAAGCAUGAGAAUUCAAGGAUCCAAAGAAUUAAAUUUUUUUACCGAAUAUGGUGAAGUGAGUAGGUACAAGGUAAAGGAAAUUAUUGGUGAAGGAAACUCUAGUAUUGUCUGCUCUGCAUAUGAUACUCAUACAGGGGAGAUGGUAGCGAUAAAAAAAAUAAAUAAUAUAUUCGAAAAUCUUUCUGUUGCUAUCAGUGUCACUCGUGAGAUUAAGCUACUUAGGCGCCUUUAUCAUCCAGACAUUGUCAAAAUUAAAAACAUCUUGUUGCCUCCAUCCAGAAAAGAAUUUAAUGAUAUAUACGUGGUGUUUGAGCAUAUGGAUUGUGACCUACACCAAAUCAUUAAAGCAAACGACGACUUAACACCAGAACAUUAUCAGUUCUUUCUUUAUCAAAUUCUUCGAGGACUGAAAUAUAUACACACAGCGAAUGUCUUUCACAGAGAUCUAAGACCCAAAAAUAUUUUAGCUACUUCUGACUGCAAACUCAAGAUCUGCGACUUUGGUAUUUCAAGGGUUGCAUUCAGUGAUCAACCUACUGGGAAAUUCUGGACAGAUUACAUUGCAGCAAGAUGGUAUAGGGCUCCUGAACUGUGUGGAUCUUUUUUUAGUAAGUAUACACCAGCAAUAGAUAUAUGGAGUGUUGGUUGCAUCUUUGCAGAAAUUUUAACAGGGAAGCCUCUUUUCCCUGGGAAAAAUGUUGUGCAUCAGUUGGAUUUAAUGACUGAUCUUCUAGGAACACCAUCAUCUGAAACUAUCUCCACGAUAAGAAAUGAGAAGGCGAGGAAAUACUUAAACAGUAUGAGGAAGAAAACUCCUUUUUCUCUCGUUGAAAAGUUCCCGAAUACAGACCCCCUGGCUCUUGGUUUAUUACAAAGAUUGAUUGCAUUUGAUCCAAGGGAUAGACCUACUGUUGAGGAGGCUCUUUCUGAUCCAUAUUUUAAGAAUUUGGCUGACGUUGAAAGGGAGCCUUCUGCUCAGCCCAUUACAAAGUUGGAAUUUGAGUUUGAAACAAGAGAAAAUACGAAAGAAGAGUUACGUGAAGUGAUCUAUAGGGAGAUUCUGGAAUACCAUCCAGUAGGAUUCCAUCUCACUAUUAAAUCAUAAGAAUUAGCAAUGCAUUAGCUUAAUCUUUGGAUGUUUGGCAAUACUGAUUUUUGGCUAAGGCAUUCACCACAUCUGUGACAAGAAGCUUCUCCACUACGUGACACCAAAGGCCAGGUGAGCUCUGAUGAAGAUGUUUUUAGAUUCUAGACUUGAACAUGUUUUUGUAUUUUGUAUCUUUUGCUUGUUAAAUAAACUCUGCUGUCGAUCACAUGUGAUGUUCUUAUCUGUUUAAUGUCGGUGUACGUAUUAUUCCAUAACGAAGGUAACACUAGCUAGUAGGCACUAGACCAUUUUAUCUAGCCUAUAAAUUGGUAGCUCAAGGUCAGUUUGUACGUAAUAUUUUGGAUUUUCACAUUGUAAUCACUCUAGAAACAUAUAAUCAAGUCCAGUUGUUCUUCGUGUGA